Messenger RNA from Nomascus leucogenys (northern white-cheeked gibbon), 1813 nucleotides. It is a transcript of the gene ZNF846, whose product is annotated as zinc finger protein 846. Gene Ontology annotation, molecular function: DNA-binding transcription factor activity, RNA polymerase II-specific; RNA polymerase II cis-regulatory region sequence-specific DNA binding. Gene Ontology annotation, cellular component: nucleus. The record is from RefSeq and is a predicted model, not a curated record. NCBI's taxonomy places the organism in Eukaryota, Metazoa, Chordata, Mammalia, Primates, Hylobatidae. The annotation marks the transcript as partial. Gene Ontology annotation, biological process: central nervous system development; regulation of transcription by RNA polymerase II. The transcript is spliced from 4 exons.
UUUGAGGAUGUGGCUGUGGACUUUCCCCAGGAGGAGUGGACUUUGUUGGAUCAAACCCAGAGAGAUUUCUACAGAGAUGUGAUGUUGGAGAACUACAAGAAUCUCAUUAUACUAGGUAAUGAAUUAUGCAAACCCUGUUUCAUGUCUGGAUUGGAACAAAUGGAAGAGCUGAGGACAGGAGUGACAGGAGUUCUGCAAGAAUUGGAUUUGCAACUCAAAACCAAAGGCUCCCCACUGCUGCAAGAUAUUUCUGCAGAAAGAUCACCAAAUGGAAUACAAUUGGAGAGAAGCAAUACUGCAGAGAAACUCUAUGACUCUAACCAUUCUGGAAAAGUCUUCAGUGAACACCCAUUUCUUAUGACUCACAUGAGAACUCACAUUGGAGAGAAAACUUCUGAGGAUAGUCAGAGUGGAAAAGCCUUAAGAAAGAACUUUCCUCAUAGUUUUUACAAGAAAAGUCAUGCCGAGGGGAAAACGCCUAAGUGUGUUAAACAUGAAAAAGCCUGCAACCAGUUUCCAAAUCUUACUAGGCAGAAUAAAACUCACACACAAGAGAAAUUGUGCGAAUGCAAAGAUUGUUGGAGAACUUUUCUUAAUCAGUCAUCCCUUAAGGUACAUAUAAGAUCUCACAGUGGAGACAAACACUAUGUAUGUAAGGAAUGUGGGAAAGCCUUCAGUAAUUCCUCACACCUUAUAGGACAUGGAAGAAUUCACAGUGGAGAGAAGCCUUAUGUCUGUAAAGAAUGUGGUAAAGCUUUCACUCAAUCCACAGGACUUAAAUUACACAUCAGAACUCACACUGGAGAAAAACCAUAUAAAUGUAAAGAGUGUGGGAAAGCCUUCACCCAUUAUUCAUAUCUUACUGAUCAUACAAGAAUUCACAGUGGAAAGAAGCCAUAUGUAUGUAUGGAAUGUGGAAAAGCGUUCACUAGAUCCACAGGACUUAUUUUACACAUACGGAUUCACACUGGAGAAAAGCCAUAUGAAUGUAAGGAGUGUGGAAAAGCUUUUAUUCAUUCCUCAUGCCUUACAAAACAUGUAAGGAUUCACAGUGGAGAGAAGCCAUAUUUAUGUAAGGAAUGUGGGAAAGCUUUUACUCGUUCCUCAGGACUUGUUUUACACAUGAGAACACAUACUGGAGAAAAGCCCUAUGACUGUAAAGAAUGUGGGAAACCCUUUAAUAAUUCCUCAAUGCUUAGUCAACAUGUAAGGAUUCACACUGGAGAGAAGCCGUUUGAAUGCAAAGAAUGUGGGAAAGCUUUUGCUCAAUCCUCGGGCCUUAGUACCCAUUUAAGAACUCACACUGGAGAAAAGGCCUAUGAAUGUAAGGAAUGCGGUAAAGCAUUCGCUUGUUCCAAAAAUCUUAAUAUGCACAUGCGAAAGCACACAGGAGAAAAGCCUUAUGCAUGUAGAGAAUGUGGGAAGGCCUUCAAGUAUUCCACAUGCCUUAAUGUUCACAUGCGAACUCACUCUGGAGCAAAACCAUAUGAAUGUAAGAAAUGUGGGAAAAACUUCACUCAAUCUUCAGCACUUGCUAAACAUCUAAGAACUAAGGCAUGUGAAAAAACCUGAAGUGUUCCUCAGAUCUUAGUAUUUACAUCUAAACUCAUCUGGAAAAAAAUCAUAUGAAGGUAAAGAAUAUGGACAACCUUUACUGAAUUUCCAUUUCUUAUAUAAUAGGAAUGAAUUUUAUAUGGACACAAGUCCCAGUGAUAUAAGGAAUAGGCAAGAGUAGUAAUUCUUCACACCUUAUAAAGUGUAAGAACUCAACUUUGGGAGAAAAAUCUGGUUCUAAGACGUGGUAAAGCCUUUG